ACGAGCAGUGUAAACACAACGCGACGCGGUGGUGAACGUGUGGAUUGUUUACAUUUCGCGUAAGAUCGGGCAAACAUUGACUUCGGACACUCUCCACACAUUUCACCGAGCUCUCGUCGGCACCGCGUUGAUUCCCGAACUCCUCGAUCGCAUCGUGUCUACGCGAGUGUCAGUCUGUAUAACAAUACAAGUGUCAGUGAACCAGUGCCAGUGACCGGAAGCACAGAGAAACCAGAACUUUGAGCCAGGAUGGAGAUGCAGAAUACCAGGACAUUGAGACAUCAUGGAUGGUAUAAGGAUAUCAGCAUGAGCUUCUGCCCACGGAGACGCUUUCGCAUCACUCCUAUGCGAGUACUAGCGGCGUUCUUUCUCAUGGUCGUGCUCUUCUGGUAUAGCCUCAGUCGGCAAGAGAUUCCGCGGCAACCAUGUAGCGUGCCCGAGGAGUUCACCGAGAAGUUGCACGAUCUCGCUUACAGGGCGCACUUGGUUCUAACCAAGUUGGGGAUCGUUCACUUUCUCUGCCUGGGCGGACUUUGGGGUCAAGUCCGAAUAGGCCGUGCGCUGCCGUGGGCCCGCAAGGUAGAGCUGUGCCUGGUGGACACGCUCAGAGACGACGUCUUGAUCACGAAAGCCUUCCGCGAGGUCGGCCUGAGCGCAACCUACCUUCACGCGGCGGGCAUCUACAGGAUACAAGAGCACGAGGUCGGCGAGGAUGCGCCCAAGGUGGAGGUGGUGGUUUUCGAGGAAGACGCGGUGACUCAGAUGGUGAGAAGAGUCGGCUGGACCAGGAGGGUCCUACCUCCGGACUGCGAGUUCUCGCCGAGCUUACAGUGCUUCCCGCCGCAACUGGUAAUACCUCCCUUACCGGCGAAACAAUUUGGCGGCCGACUGAUGCCCGUGCCUCGGGAGGGCAUAGAAUUACAAAAGUAUCAUUACCCCAACGACUGGUGGCUGGAGAUCAAGCCCACCGACUGUGCGGAGUCGCAGGAUGCGAACGUAUAGCGCAAUCUCGGCCCUCGGCUCGAGCGCACGCUCGACGGACAUUGUUUCUCAUCGACGAUUCGACCGACGCGACAGGUGCAAUCGCGAUGUUACGUUUACUUCCGAACAGUGGCCAGGUAUGAGGGAACGAGUCGUCGGACAAGUGUCGAAAGAGGUUGUCGUGGGACUUUUGGGACGUUUAAACACUCCGUUUAAACGUCCGCGGUUGAACGGAGGAGGCGACGAUAACGGCACCGAGAGGCUCGAGUGAUUUGAUCAAUUAUCAGUUGCAGCUUCGAUCUCGGUUCCAAAGUUGGCCGACGUCUAACCGGCGCCGGUGGCGCGACCGCUUUGAAGAUUACCGCUUUUGCGUAGAGGAGCUCUUCGAGAAAUUCGCUGUAUUCGUAAGAUGAAGUCUAACAAGUAGCGUAUCGCCUUAGGUAGCGAGCGACUGCUAAUCGUCGUAGCGAUUGCACACAAUUAGACAAUUACGAGUAUAUAACUCUCUCUCUCUCUCACUCUCUCUCUCUCUCUCUCUCUGUCGAUUAGAGUCAACGUCAGCUUUUCGCCCCGUUCCUAAGAUUCUUCUAUCAUUGCCAUAUUACCACUUCUUCCAUUUUUAUACCUCGUACUUUUUUACAUUGUUUCCCCGCGUGUCGAUUUCGUGUCUACGGUUGAGUGAGGAUUUUUAUAAGCCAAAAGUUUUUUAACAUUUACUACGAACGGUCAAAAUAUGCGAUUGAUUCGAUAUUUUUGAGGUGCUUCCCAUUUCUAUCGAGGAAUAUCGAAAAUCUUGCGACUUUUUGAGCUGGGAAUCUUCAAAAAGCAUUGGAUUGAAGUUCGUUCGCACGUUUUAAAGUGCAAGGUACUAUAGUUUAUCGUGAAUUUACGAUAAGAGGUACGCUAGUUGAAAUGCACAGUUUGCUUCAUUCACUUCCUCGUGCAAUUAUUUACGCUUUUUAUACGAUGAAAUAUGAAUACGAUGAGUCUUCGUGAAACAGCAUGCUUCGUUUGAGUGAUUGAAAAUAGGUAACUGUUACUCUCGAAUAAACCAACUUGUCGCAGUUUAUCGUAUAAGCUAGGAAGCCAUAAUUAAUAAUUCAGGUCAGAGAAGAAUGUUGUGCAAUAAUGAAACGUACGUGUUAUUACAACGUUCUCGUACGAGAUGUCUCGUGCGAGCGCACAGAUCUAUGCGUGCAAUUUAGAUGUGUGUAUGUGUGUGUGUGUGUGUGUGUGUGUGUGUGUGUAUGUGAAUGUAAUUAUAACAAUACGAUUACUGUAAUGUUGUAGUUACGCCUAUAAAAUCUUUAAGCGGAUUGAGUAAAAAUCUACAAAAGAUA
Harpegnathos saltator (Jerdon's jumping ant) is the source of this 2321-nucleotide messenger RNA. RefSeq lists its product as uncharacterized. The record is from RefSeq and is a predicted model, not a curated record. The coding region runs from base 250 to 1002 and encodes 250 amino acids. The transcript has 4 exons. Lineage: Eukaryota; Metazoa; Arthropoda; Insecta; Hymenoptera; Formicidae.